CAUGUGCGUCUGACCACGGGCUCGGGCGCUCGGCUGAGGAGAGAUUCGCGAUCCCUUACUGCGGAGGAGGGGGCGCAGCGUCAGCAGCGUCAGCAGCGUCAGCAGCAUCAGCAUCAGCAUCAGCAUCAGUAUCGUCGGGCCGACGCGGGAUGAUAGCGUCAGGGAGCACCAACAGCGGCGUCUCGGGGCGCCGGCCGCCGCCCGUCCUCUUCCUGCUCGGGCUCAAGCUGGCCGGGUUAUGGGCCCUUCCGCUGCUCGUCCGCGCGAUCGUCCGAAGACUCUCGGCGCGGAGGAUGGCGCCCUUCGUGCUCGACGAUGAUCGGCAGAGCCGAGAGACAACCAAGACCGCCCCGGCCAAUCCCGGCUGCCGGAAAGCCGACGUGGCGGAGCUGACGGUGACGGCGACAGCAGAGGCGACAACGACGACGACGACGACGGAUUUGCCGCCAGCUGCACCACCACGACCACUACUACCACCACCAUUAUUACCGCCAGCCGCAGCAGUAGCAGCAGCAACAGCAGCAACAGCGCCAACGCGAGUGGAAGCACAAGCACAAGCUCCAGCGCCAGCGCCAGGUUCGGUAUCAGCACCAGCACCAGCACCGGAAGCAGCAGGGGCGGCCAUCCAGGCGGCCGAGGUCGACAAUGCCUGGGACAUCUCGGUGGCUCUCGAGUGGAAGCUGUUGUUUCCGCUGCUGGUGCCGGGGACGGGGGACCCGGAGCCCGGGGACGGGCGGCCGGUGGUGGAGGCGCGAUGCGGCGGCGCGGCGGACGAGCCGGGGUGUCUCGAGCAGGCGCACGACUGCGUGGCGCAGACGAUCCGCGAGGCGGGCGAGGAGGCGGCGACGCUGCACUCGCUGCGGCGGCGGGGCGUCGAGGAGAAGGAGCUCUGGGCUUCCGGGUGGGUGGUCAAGAAGGCCAACUCGGCGGUGCCGCUGGAGGGCGAGAGGGCGCGGGGGCGCGGCCGGUACGUCUGGGUCCCCGUCGAGAUCUGCUCGCCCCGGAUGCGCCUCGCCGACCCGGCCACGCGCGCCCGCAUGCGCACCGUCCUGGCCGCCCUCGCCUCGCGCCACCGCCUCGCCGCCAACUGCUCCUGCGAGGUCCACGUCCACCUCGGCCGCAUGGACGGCCGCCCCUGGUCCCUGCCCACCCUCCAGCGGCUCGGCUCGCUCCUCUGGGCCGCCGAGCCGACCCUGCGCAGCAUCCGGGACCCGAGCUCGCCCAAUUUUGACAACACGUACACCUGGGGGUUCGCCUUGCGCCAGCGCAGCCGGCUUGCCAGGCGGCUAGAAGAAGAGGAUGGUGCCGCCACUCAAGAGACGAAGGAGGAGGAGAAGGACUUAGCGACGGCCGUCACCAUCACCAUCCCGGACAAGCAGAUAGCGGACGCCGUCGUCCGCUGCAGCAGCAGCAGCCCGAGGGCGUCGACGGAGUCGCGGGCCGCGCGGGCGAGGGAGGUCGCCGCGCUCGCCGAGAUCUGGAAGGCGGGCUCGCACCUCGAGCUGGGCCGGCUGCUCUCGGGGCCCGAGAAGAUGCACCGGCGGCUGGGCUUCAACUUUAGCGCCUUCGGGGAGGAGGACGAGCGGGCGCGCCGCAACCCGCGCACGAUGGAGUUCCGCAUCAUGGACGGCUCCGUCGACCCCGACCUGAUCCUCGGCUGGCUCGUCAUCUGCGGCACCAUCGCCGAGGCCGCCGUCGUCCGGUCCGACCCCCGCUUCGCCGCCGCCCUGGCCGUCGCCUUGCUGCAGCGGCUGCUACGGCCGGAGAGCGCCCGCCACCUGAGCGCGGAGGACCCGGGCGAGCGGCGCGCGAGAGAGUUUCGCCACCUGAUGCGGGCCCUCGCCGUCCCGGAACGGCACUGGCGCGGCUUCGAGGACAAGAUAAUGCGGGAGCACGGAGCCCUCGGGGAGCAUUCAUGAAUCCGGAAUCUGAUUUGGGAUUGGAUUGUGUGUGUGGUGUUGUGGCAUGUCUUUGUGUGUGUGUGUGGUGAGGCUUUCUGCUGCUUUUCUUUUGCUAGACACGGAGUGACGAAGGGGUGCAUGCAUACCUCGGGACGGCUUGCACACUUUUUUGUGUA
Thermothelomyces thermophilus ATCC 42464 is the source of this 2077-nucleotide messenger RNA. RefSeq lists its product as uncharacterized. The record is from RefSeq and is a predicted model, not a curated record. NCBI's taxonomy places the organism in Eukaryota, Fungi, Ascomycota, Sordariomycetes, Sordariales, Chaetomiaceae. The coding region runs from base 150 to 1919 and encodes 589 amino acids. The transcript has a single exon.